Gastrolobium bilobum is the source of this 858-nucleotide messenger RNA. RefSeq lists its product as uncharacterized. Bases 86 to 679 code for a protein of 197 amino acids. The transcript is spliced from 6 exons. Gene Ontology annotation, molecular function: ATP hydrolysis activity. The record is from RefSeq and is a predicted model, not a curated record. Lineage: Eukaryota; Viridiplantae; Streptophyta; Magnoliopsida; Fabales; Fabaceae.
UGUAUCAAAAAAUAAAAUAAAAAUUAGUCUCGAAUUAAAAAAGUCGACCCUUAAACUUCAUCCCAUUAGAACAGGCACAGAAACAAUGGCUGGUCCCGGCAAAUGCUUCCUGGUCACGGGUCCUCCUGGCGUGGGAAAAAGCACUCUUAUUAUGAGAGUGUUCGAGUCCCUCAAAGCCUCUAAUCCCGCCCUCAAGGUUCAGGGCUUCUACACUCGUGAAGUUAGACACGCAGGCCAGAGGGUUGGUUUCGAAGUGGUCACUCUAGAUGGUCGCACAUGCCCACUUGCCUCUGCCAACAUUUCAAGCCCUGAGUCUCUCACAUGGCCUAGCGUUGGGAAGUAUAAAGUUGAUAUUGCAUCUUUUGAGUCACUAGCACUGCCGGAAUUGCAGGUUAGAGAAGACACUGAACUCUUCAUCAUUGAUGAAGUUGGUAAGAUGGAGUUAUACAGUUCGUCAUUCUUCCCUGCAGUACUAAAAGUUUUGGAGUCAAAUAUCCCAAUUUUGGCUUCCAUUCCAGUUCCAAAAUUUGGCAGAGAUAUACCUGCAGGUACAGUUGCGAGGUUGCGGAAUCAUGCAGGGGCAACUUGUUUUACAUUGAGUGUUAGUAACAGAGAUACUGUGAGAGAACAAAUACGCUCAUUAUUAGAAGAACUUCUGAUAAAACACUGGUCAUUGUAAAGAUUGUUGUCUAAACUCAUACUGUGCGGAAUUUUCUUCAAGUUCUAAAUGUAUCAUGAUGGCCUAGUACUCUAUUUAGUGAAGAAAAAAAGAGCAAUUCUCAAUGAGCUUGUUAAACUCUUUUACUCACUGAAAUGAACAUUGCUGAUACGAUAAAGAUGUUAGACAUCAAUACACUU